UCUCCCCCUCACCCUCCAUUAAUUCUCUGCGAGAACCCAUUGAUCUUGUUCGUAGCUUUUUGCAAUGUCUCUUUAAAGUUUUAUUUAAAUUGUGGGGUUAUUUUCCUGUCUUAAUGAACAUGGGGGGUUUUAUCUUUUGUCUCCCAAACAACGGCAAUCUGAUUUCAACCUUUUAAUUUCUGUUUUGUGUGAGUGAGAUCUCGUUGAUAUGGGUCUCUCUGCCAUUAAAGUUGGAUUGAGCUUCUUUAUGUUGGUAAUUUGAUCUUGUUUGUGGGUCUGGUUUAAGCUUCGAAAUGUGUUGUUGAAGUACUGCUUGUAAGGUGUUUGAUAAAAAUCCUCAAAGAAAAAUGGGAUCUGGGAAGGGGUUUUUUUCCACUCGGGAGUUUGAUUUGGAAGCUAAAUGGUUGAUUGAUCCGAAGCUUCUUUUUGUUGGUCCGAAGAUCGGAGAAGGUGCACAUGCCAAAGUCUACGAGGGCAAAUAUAAAAACAACGUAGUUGCCAUUAAAAUUGUGAAUAAAGGCGAUACACCGGAGGAGAUAGCAAAGAUCGAAGGUCGGUUCAUGCGAGAAGUCGCGAUGUUGUCGAAAGUGCAACACAAGAAUCUAGUGAAGUUCAUGGGAGCUUGCAAGGAACCCGUCAUGGUGAUAGUAACCGAGCUUCUUACCGGUGGGACGUUAAGAAAAUUCUUGGUGAGCAUGCGGCCGAACGGCUUGGAUACACGUGUUGCUAUCGGGUUUGCACUUGAUAUCGCUCGUGCAAUGGAAUGUCUACAUUCACACGGGAUCAUUCACCGUGACUUAAAACCCGAAAACUUGCUGCUUACAGCCGACCACAAAUCCGUCAAACUUGCUGAUUUUGGUUUGGCAAGAGAAGAAUCGUUAACGGAGAUGAUGACUGCAGAAACUGGAACUUACCGUUGGAUGGCUCCGGAGCUUUACAGCACGGUAACUCUUCGGCACGGUGAAAAGAAACAUUAUAACCACAAAGUAGAUGCCUACAGCUUUGCAAUUGUUAUGUGGGAGCUCAUACACAACAAGUUACCAUUUGAGGGCAUGUCAAAUCUACAGGCUGCCUAUGCAGCUGCUUUCAAGAACGUAAGACCGAGUGCCGAUGAGCUCCCGAAGGACUUGGCUCUAAUUGUGACAUCAUGUUGGAAGGAGGAUCCGAAUUCUCGGCCAAACUUCACGCAAAUAAUACAAAUGCUUCUUCAUUACCUAUCAAACAACACGCCUUCGGGACCCACAGCGAUCCCACCUCGGAUCUUCACUUCCCAAAAUGCCAUAUUUUCACCCGAAUCUCCCGGUACUAGCACUUUAAUCAGACAACGGGAUGAGUCACAAGAAACACCGAAAACACCUAUGGAAAAUAGCCCCAGUGGUCUAUUCUCAUGCUUUUAUCGGUGUUGUUGAUAACAAAGAUACGAAAAAAGGUGUUCUAUAAUCAAAUCAGACGAACUUAGUAUAUUCCAGCUUGAGGUGGAUCUGGAGGGUACGAUGUAUACAUAUUUGACCUCUAUCCCAAAAAGUAAAGCCGGUAUUUUUAUGUUAGUGGAUUAGAUGAGUAGGGGUAGGGUUGAUGUGGUGUUAUAGGUGUAAAAAAUAAGGUCCAUCCAAAGGCCCUCUUAUACCCUUAAAGUUAUAAAUCUACUGAUCUUUU
Messenger RNA from Cynara cardunculus var. scolymus (artichoke), 1656 nucleotides. Its product is annotated as serine/threonine-protein kinase STY13-like. Bases 348 to 1409 code for a protein of 353 amino acids. The transcript has 6 exons. The record is from RefSeq and is a predicted model, not a curated record. NCBI's taxonomy places the organism in Eukaryota, Viridiplantae, Streptophyta, Magnoliopsida, Asterales, Asteraceae. Gene Ontology annotation, molecular function: protein kinase activity; ATP binding. Gene Ontology annotation, biological process: protein phosphorylation.